Austrofundulus limnaeus is the source of this 2053-nucleotide messenger RNA. It is a transcript of the gene sgpp1b, whose product is annotated as sphingosine-1-phosphate phosphatase 1b. The record is from RefSeq and is a predicted model, not a curated record. Lineage: Eukaryota; Metazoa; Chordata; Actinopteri; Cyprinodontiformes; Rivulidae. Gene Ontology annotation, biological process: sphingosine metabolic process. Gene Ontology annotation, molecular function: sphingosine-1-phosphate phosphatase activity. The coding region runs from base 377 to 1642 and encodes 421 amino acids. Gene Ontology annotation, cellular component: endoplasmic reticulum membrane. The transcript is spliced from 2 exons.
AGUUAAAACACACCUCAUGGCAGGUGCAGUGUUCUGGAUGACCAGCAGGGGGCGCGUCGUCUGACGCAGAGAACGUCAGCUGUCGGUAAUUCCACCGUAGAAGAAGAAAAGUCACCCGUUAGGUGAGUUCCCGUGACUGACUUCCACAUCUGUCGGUGGUGACCCCGGAGAGCCUCAAACUGGACUUUAAUCUCUCACUCAGGCCACACUUCGUUCACUCCCGGAACCGUUGGGAGRUCACGCGCGGCCCGGCUCCACAUGGAUGUUCUGAGCAGGUCCAGUUAGCAGGAAGCUAACGGCCGCCGCUCCGCUGAAGAAAAACCGAGUCUUGAGUUCCUUCAGGCGGGUUCAGGAGCGAGAGCAGCCCCGACCCAGGAUGGAGAAAAUGAAGGAACGGUUCCGUUCUCUCCAAGACCCGAACCUCGUUGCCCGCUUUCAGCACCUGUGCGGGGUUCGGGGGACGGGCGGUUCGAAGGCAGCGAGCCGGGCUCACCUGCACAACAACGGGGCGUCUCAUCAUCCGGUCACCGGGGACGCUGGAGGCGAGAGUUCGGCUGGUCUCGGAACCGGAGAGGGACAACAUGUCCAGACAGCAGCGCCCGGGUUCCGGAGGAGGAUCCAGGACCUGAAACUGGACCUCUGUGGUAAUGGAUCCGCAGGAGGAGAACCUGCCGGGUCAGAGGACAGCUCAGACCCGGGGUCCUCCCGGUCCAGCACGGUGAAACCCCUCCGUAAAAACUCUCUAACGGGGGACGUGGGACAGGAGUUCGUCAUCCAGAACCGGUUCUUGUAUUACCUGUUCACGUUCGGAACCGAACUGGGCAACGAGUUCUUCUACAUCACCUUCUUCCCCUUCGUCAUGUGGAACCUGGACGCCUUCAUCAGCAGGAGGCUCAUCAUGGUCUGGGUCUGGGUCAUGUACCUGGGUCAGUGUACCAAGGAUGUGGUCAGGUGGUCCCGCCCCGCCUCUCCACCUGUGGUCAAGGUGGAGGUGUUCUACAACUCUGAGUACAGCAUGCCGUCCACACACGCCAUGUCCGGAACCGCCAUCCCCUUCUCCCUGUUCUACAUGACCUACGACCGCUGGGAGGAUGUGAUCGCUGGCUUCCUGUACAGCAUCCUGAUCCUGGUCUUGUUUCUGCCGGUCCUGGACCUGAUCGARGGCUUCAACCGGACCUGCAGUUACGCUCCUCUGCUCAUCAUCUCCCUCCACCUGGGCCUGGGCCUCUUCUCCUUCACCCUGGACACCUGGAGUACGUCCCGGGGCGACACGGCUCAGAUCCUGGGCACCGGUGCCGGCGUGGCCCUGGCCUCCCACGUCAACUACCGCCUGGGCCUGUUGCCGGACCCCGGACCUGACCAGCUGCCCCUGGCCCUGCCCGUCCUCAGCGCUGGCACGGUGGGCCUGGCUGUGCUGCGCCUGGUCCUGGGAGUGCUGGUCCUGGUGGGCUCCAGGGGGCUGAUGAAGGCCCUGACCAUCCCUGUGGUGUGCCGGGUGUUGGGGGUCCCGUCUUCAGACGUGAGGAGGGCCCGGCAGCACAUGGAGGUGGAGCUSCCCUACCGGUACAUCGUGUACGGGACGGUGGGCUUCAACGUGCUCUUCCUGGUCCCCCUGCUCUUCUCCUUCCUGCAGCUCUCCUGAUCAUGGUCUGCAGGGUCCCAUCAGGACCUGCUGGGUGACCCGAGGGUCCAGGGGUCACCUCAGAACCUCUGCUCGGUCCAGGAACCUGAAAAACUUUUUCUUGUUUUUUUUCCCUGCAGAAAUAUGUGGAUCAGGAUCCAGACCUGGUUCUGAUUUUUCUUCAAGAUCAAGUUAGUUUGAAAGGACUGAUGGAUCAGGAUCAGACCAGAGGAGGUCUGAAGACAGGUCUUGAGCWGUUCUCACGUCCACCUGUAGUCAAAUCAAAUCUGCUUUAUUCUUUAUACUUUAAACAAAUAAAACUGGACCUCUGGUCUCUGGUGGUCCCCCAGUCUCCUCUGGACCAGUGGUCCCCUGGUCUCUGAUGGACCUCUGGUCUCUGAUGGACCUCUGGUCUUUGGUGGACCAGUGGUC